Drosophila grimshawi is the source of this 531-nucleotide messenger RNA. It is a transcript of the gene RPA3, whose product is annotated as replication protein A 14 kDa subunit A. The coding region runs from base 64 to 405 and encodes 113 amino acids. Gene Ontology annotation, biological process: mismatch repair; DNA replication; double-strand break repair via homologous recombination. NCBI's taxonomy places the organism in Eukaryota, Metazoa, Arthropoda, Insecta, Diptera, Drosophilidae. The transcript has 2 exons. Gene Ontology annotation, cellular component: site of double-strand break; DNA replication factor A complex; nucleus. Gene Ontology annotation, molecular function: damaged DNA binding; single-stranded DNA binding. The record is from RefSeq and is a predicted model, not a curated record.
UCGCUUGGUACAAAUAAUUUGCAAAAUUCAACAUUUCGCCAGAGUGAAACUGAGUUGAGGGAAAUGAAUACACAUUUUGAGCCCCGGACCCUUAUCAAUGGCGGCAUGCUGAAGCAGUUUGCCGGCCAAACCGUCAGCAUCAUGGUGCGAGUGGAAAGUGUUGCGGGCACAACGCUGUUGGCCAACAGCACGGAUAACCACAAGUUGCGCAUCAGUCUGCCCAGUGAGCUAGGAGCGGCUGAAGGCGCCUGGGUGGAGGUGAUUGGUAAUCCAAAUUCCGCUGAUGCCAUACGUGCCAAAGAGGUCAUCGAAUUUGGUGGCGAGAACAUUGAUUUCGACACAGAUGGCUACAACACAAUGACCCAGUUGCUGACCAACGUGAAGCAGUUCUAUCAAUAUGGCUAAGUGAAAGGCAGCCCUUGCUGCAGUCCUGUACCAUGGCCAACUUAUUGUUGGCAUGCACUCAUAUUUUUUUGCUCUGUAUUGUAAUCGUAAUAAACACGCAAGUUAUUUAAUUAAUAUUUCAAUUAA